UUCUAUCUAUUAAUCAAAAGGAGUUGGAUAUACUAUGACAAUUACUGCAUGCAACUGAAUUUUAAAUCAUGCAGGAAUCAUGUGUGGUAUUAACUUGUAAUUAUUAUUUGGUUAGUCCUACUUUAUCAGAAAAAUAGCAAUAGGAAGUAUUGUACCAGAAGCUCUUAAUCUUAUCUCAAAAAAAAAUUUACUAGUUGAGAAUUGUAUCAGGAAAAAUAAAAUUUAAAUACUUUUACCUCUUUUUAUUAGAGCACUGGUGUUUAAAAAUGUAUAAAUAGCUAGAAGAAGAUUGGAAGGAAAGUUUGCUCCUUAACAUGGAGCAAACUAAACAUACUCCUGGUUAGUGGCAACACUUGACAGCCAACAAGUUAAUUGAGUGCUGCAUGUCAGAAUCAUUCUCUACAUCUUCUAAGCUGCCCUUUAUUUCAAAAAUAAAGUAUCAUGGCUCAUGAGUUCUCACUUCUCAAUGAGCAAUUUUGCAAAGGAGUAUACCAUUUAAGUUUUUUUCAGCUCAUAUAUAUUUCCAAAGACGAUGUCCUCCAGUGGCAUAGAUCCUAUGGUGUGGCUGCAUGUCUCCAACAAACACCAUUUUCAAAUGUUGGAAAAAGUCUUUUAUCCACCAUCUUCAAAUUAUUUGUAAUCUCAAGCUCUUAUCCUCUAUAAAUGUAUAAUUAUUUGAAAAAGUUUGUAUUAACUUGUAGCAAGUUGCAAGUGACAUGAGAAAUAAGGGGAUUUUUCAAAAUGAAAAUUAGCUGAUCAUUGACAAAUGCUGUCUAUUGAUAAAAGAAAAAUAUGCUUUAUUCUUAGAAAAUGUAGCUUUUUUGAUUUUUCAUCACCAGCUCCAUUUUAGAUUUAACAAUAGUGGGCUUAGAUGCCAUGGAUGGGGAAUCAAGCAUCCAGGGUCAGCAACCACAUUACUUGAAGACAUGUUCAAAACUGAAUCUAGAUCUGGGCAGCAUUGUCUACUUUUUAGGAUAUGCGGAGAAAGAAGAUCUCAUGGUAGGCGAGGGAAAGGUGGUUAUAGCCACUGACAAUCUCAUAAAACUAUCAACUGAUGGAAUCGCAUGGAGCCCUGGGUCUGCUGGAUUUGAUGUGCAAGGGAAUCUUGCAUUCAUGAUCUGUGACCCUAUGAAACUGGCUACAUCUCCUAAUACCAAAUCCUCUUCAACAGCUUCUUCAUCCUCAUCAUCAUGGAAGAAGGAUACUUCCAUGCAGUUUGGCAUCCCCAUCCCCAUAAUUUGUGAUUGGUUAAACCAGCAUUGGGAAGGCAGCCUUGAUGAACUUACUAAACCAAAGUUGCCAAUUAUUAGAUUGAUGUCCUCAGGCCAGAGGAGCGAUCACUCUUGUGCUUCCUUCACAAUGCGUCAGGUGUUUAAGCCUACAGAAGCAGAUUAUGAUGGAACUCCAUCUUCAUCAAAUAUGAUCUCAAAAGCUAGGGACCAACCAGGACCAAGCUGUUCCACUGCAACAAACACCAUUGAAGAAGAGGUGGCAAAGUCUGAUCUGCAAGCUACACACAUGCAGGGAAUCCCUACUCCAGAAAUAUAUGAAUCACCAAAGUUGACUGCAGUUCCUAUGAAGAUGAAAGAUACUGGCCAAAUGCAGCUUUUGGAUAUAAAUUUCCCUUCAAGGGUUGUAAAAGCUGCAAGACUUUCACAGCCAGUAAAACGACUGCUGUUGAACUCUGAUGAGAAUGAUGUCAAAGAACUUCCUCCAGGAAGCCCACCAAGACAAGAAAAUAAAAUCUGCAAUAGAGGAGAGAUCAGUUGUGGUGUAGAUGCUGAGGUUUCCUCAACUGGUUCUGUAAAUGGUGCCCAGGGUGAGGAACAGUCUAGUUCAUCCCCUAUUGAAGUUUCAGAGAUGCAGAAUGGGUAUAGCAGUGAGGGUGAGACAAUGUACUCUGCUGAAACUGCUGAGAGCCGAAACUAUACCAGUCCUAGAGAAGGGAAGUUCCAACAAGUAGGAAGGAGCCAGAGUUGUGUUGGUUACAAUAGAUGGGGACCUGUUCAGAGGAAUCCAUUGGCUCGUAAGAUAUCAGUGGAACCACAGAGGAGCUUUGUUCAUGGGAAAAAUACAUACUCGCAAGGGGCAACUUCUCAGAGGAGUAAUGACUACUUCAGUCCCACGGUUUCCUCAAUCAUGAAGAAACGGAACUCAGAACAACCAAGUAGACCUCAGCAAAGCGCCAUUCAUUCAUCCCCAAGAUGGAUGUUUUGAUUUCUUCAUCCCACCACACAUAUUUAGUUCUUUCUUUAUAUGGUGCCUAAAUUGAUAACCAAUUACUUGCAGCGCAACUAAUUUAUUUCCACAUGUGCAGAUGGGAAUAAAAAACCCUCAGCCAGGUUGGUUGUAGUUCUACCCAAUGGUUGAAAAUGGUUUUCCAAAAUUUUUGGUGGAACGAUUCCACCUACAUUCUCAUUUAAGAAAAUUGCAUUUUACUUGCAUGUGAUUUCAGGUGCACUGCACACGCAACCAGUUUCAAAAUGUGCACGACCACCUGAGGUUUGCACCUACUUCUGAGGUUAUGUAACUCGAAUUCUUUUCCAUAACCUUCCUUUGGUUCUAACUGUGACCAUUCUUAUUUUGCAUGACAUUUUGCAUCUAUAACCUGCUGCCAAUUAAUAAUAUAUGAUGAUUACC
Molecule: messenger RNA, 2640 nt
Organism: Rubroshorea leprosula
Lineage: Eukaryota; Viridiplantae; Streptophyta; Magnoliopsida; Malvales; Dipterocarpaceae
Source: the annotation of a GenBank genome assembly